AUGAACCGUGUCUUGUGUGCCUCGGCGGCCCGGGCCGCCCGGGCGCUGAGGCUCGUGGGCUGGGCUUCCCGGAGCCUGCACCCGCCGCCCGGAGGCCGGGCUCGGGCGCAGCCGGAGGCCGAGGGUCAGGAGGAGGAGGAGGACGACCCGAACCGCCCCCUUCGGUUCUCCUCCAGCGAGGCCCACCCGGCCCGCUGGACGGUGGAGCACUCCCUGGGGAAGGGGCAGCAGCAGCCCUGGUGGAAAGUACUGCCGCUCAGCCUGUCCCUCUCAGCCCUGGUCCUCUGGCUUUAUCUGCGGGACGAGGGCGCCGCGGACCGGUGGCUGGCGGGGGUGCUGGACGGAGAGGGACCCGAGGAGCCCGCCCCUCCCGCCGCCCACGGCACGAGGACGUAGGAGGGAGCGGACGGCCGCCCCCGCGGCGGUGUCGCGAGGGGCCGUUUCCGUCCCGGCGUCGCCGAGGCCUGCGCGGCGGGGGCCCAGACCGCGCGGAUUCGCCGGAGGCGGGGCGGGACCCCGGCCGCCCGGAGCCUGCGCCCCGACUGUCGCCUGUGCCUGGGGAUUCCGUCCACUGCCCGAGCCCUAGAGGUUUUAGUUAAAGCGCCGCGCGAGGUUGGAUGUGUGAGGUCUUCGAAGAACCCAGUCAUGCUUCCAAAGCGAUGCUGGCGACACUUGGCAUCCAGUGUCAGUUUUGCGGGUCAUCGCCUUCCUGGGAGUUACUGGCAACCGUGUUAAACUUGGUGAUGUGCUGUGGUCGGUGUAAAUGGCAUCUGUCGAUUUUCACACGCUCGCGAAUUGAAAAUAAAAUUUAAUUUUGUAAUGUGGAACGAAGACAAUUCCCUUUUCUGGCAUUUAACUUUUUAAGAAAAGAGUAGUUUAGUAGGCCAACAUCUGCCUUUUAGUUUUUUUUUUUCCAGAGUGGGAUCUCAGAAAAGGAACUUGAAUGUAAAUUGUGGAAGACAUUACCAAAUGGUACCAGAAACAAAGACCUUGCUCGGCUUUUUUGCAUUUUGAAUUCUGAGUAGAAUUCAGCUGAUGAAUAUUACUUUUCACUAAUUAUGGGUGCUGUUUUGGGUUACCUAAAUGAUAUUUUUUUUCAACUACUGCUUAGGAAAAAUCUGCUUUAUUCUGAAUAAAAUACAAGAUGCAUAAAA
Messenger RNA from Carlito syrichta (Philippine tarsier), 1154 nucleotides. It is a transcript of the gene CUNH16orf91, whose product is annotated as chromosome unknown C16orf91 homolog. The transcript has 2 exons. The record is from RefSeq and is a predicted model, not a curated record. The coding region runs from base 1 to 396 and encodes 131 amino acids. Lineage: Eukaryota; Metazoa; Chordata; Mammalia; Primates; Tarsiidae.